AUGGGUAAGGAAGAGAAGAACCACAUCAACGUCGUCGUUAUCGGCCACGUCGAUUCCGGCAAGUCGACCACCACUGGUCACUUGAUCUACCAGUGCGGUGGUAUCGACAAGCGUACCAUCGAGAAGUUCGAGAAGGAGGCUGCCGAACUCGGCAAGGGUUCCUUCAAGUACGCGUGGGUUCUUGACAAGCUCAAGGCCGAGCGUGAGCGUGGUAUCACCAUCGACAUUGCCCUCUGGAAGUUCGAGACUCCCAAGUACUAUGUCACCGUCAUUGACGCUCCCGGUCACCGUGAUUUCAUCAAGAACAUGAUCACCGGUACCUCCCAGGCCGACUGCGCUAUUCUCAUUAUCGCUGCCGGUGUUGGUGAGUUCGAGGCUGGUAUCUCCAAGGAUGGCCAGACCCGUGAGCACGCUCUGCUCGCCUACACCCUCGGUGUCAAGCAGCUCAUCGUCGCCAUCAACAAGAUGGACACCACCAAGUGGUCCGAGGCCCGUUACGAGGAGAUCAUCAAGGAGACCUCCGGUUUCAUCAAGAAGGUCGGCUACAACCCCAAGACCGUUGCCUUCGUCCCCAUCUCCGGCUUCCACGGCGACAACAUGCUUGCCCCCACCACCAACGCUCCCUGGUACAAGGGCUGGGAGAAGGAGACCAAGGCUGGCAAGUCCACCGGCAAGACCCUUCUCGAGGCCAUUGACGCCAUCGACACCCCCAAGCGUCCCACCGACAAGCCCCUCCGUCUUCCCCUCCAGGAUGUCUACAAGAUCGGUGGUAUUGGAACAGUGCCCGUCGGCCGUAUCGAGACUGGUGUCCUCAAGCCCGGCAUGGUCGUCACCUUCGCCCCUGCCAACGUCACCACUGAAGUCAAGUCCGUCGAGAUGCACCACGAGCAGCUUACCGAGGGUCUCCCCGGUGACAACGUUGGUUUCAACGUGAAGAACGUCUCCGUCAAGGAUAUCCGCCGUGGCAACGUCGCCGGUGACUCCAAGAACGACCCCCCUCUGGGUGCCGCUUCCUUCAACGCCCAGGUCAUCGUCCUUAACCACCCCGGUCAGGUCGGUGCUGGAUACGCCCCGGUUCUCGACUGCCACACUGCCCACAUUGCCUGCAAGUUCUCCGAGAUCCUCGAGAAGAUUGACAGACGUACCGGCAAGUCUGUUGAGAACAACCCCAAGUUCAUCAAGUCUGGUGACGCCGCCAUCGUCAAGAUGGUUCCCUCCAAGCCCAUGUGCGUUGAGGCCUUCACCGACUACCCCCCUCUGGGACGUUUCGCCGUCCGUGACAUGCGCCAGACCGUCGCCGUCGGUGUCAUCAAGUCCGUCGAGAAGUCCGCUGGCAACGCUGGCAAGGUCACCAAGUCCGCUGCCAAGGCUGGCAAGAAAUAA
Messenger RNA from Colletotrichum abscissum, 1383 nucleotides. RefSeq names its product translation elongation factor EF-1 alpha. Gene Ontology annotation, biological process: translational elongation; translation. Gene Ontology annotation, molecular function: GTPase activity; translation elongation factor activity; GTP binding. The transcript is spliced from 4 exons. NCBI's taxonomy places the organism in Eukaryota, Fungi, Ascomycota, Sordariomycetes, Glomerellales, Glomerellaceae. The record is from RefSeq and is a predicted model, not a curated record. The coding region runs from base 1 to 1383 and encodes 460 amino acids.